UACAAAAAAAAAUUGAGGGAAAAAAAAGAAGACAAAUAGUCAAAAUGUCAACAUUUUUCCCCAUGAAUAAUGGUGAUCAUGUUUACAGCUACGCGAGAAACUCCCAAAUACAGAGAGAAGUGUUAGAUGGUGCAAAGGAGAUGAUGAAAGAAGCAAUUAUUAAAAAUCUUGACAUCAAAUACAUAUUAUCUUCUUCAAACAAAUUUCAUAUUACAGAUUUGGGAUGUUCAAUUGGACCAAACACUUUCACUUCAAUGCAACAUGUUGUACAAGUUGUAAAGGACAAGUACCAUGAUAAAAAUCUUGAAUUUCAAGUAUUUUUCAAUGAUCAUGUCACUAAUGAUUUCAACACCCUUUUUCGUUCACUACCUGUUGAUCGAUCCUACUAUGCAUCCGGAGUUCCAGGAUCUUUUCAUGGUAGAUUAUUUCCAUCACGAUCGAUACAUUUUGCUCAUUGUUCUUGUGCUAUACAUUGGUUAUCUAAGAUUCCAAAAGAGUUGUUAGAUACAAAUUCCCCAGCAUGGAAUAAGGGAUUGUGUCGUCUGAUGGAUUUGGUGAAUGAGGGAAUGUUAGAUGAAUCUCUAGUUGACUCAUUCAAUGUGCCAAUUUAUCUUCCUUCUCCUGAUGACAUAACUAAAGUGGUGGAGAAAAAUGGAUGUUUUAGCAUUGAGAAUAUAGAGUUAACAUAUCCUCAAUCAAAGCUUGUGGAUGAAGCUGAUGCAAAGACUUUUAUCAUUAACCUAAGAGCUAUCUUAGAGGGACUUUUCAUCAAUCAUUUUGGGAUUAAAAUAGCAGAAGAAGCUUUUACAAGGACUAUUUUAAAAAAUAAAGAGAUUUCAGCAUGGAUGAAAACGAAUUACAAGGCAUGCCAACUAUUUAUCGCUUUAAAACGUAAAUAAGAAGUUUAUCUAUCUAUAUAUAUAUAUCUA
Solanum stenotomum is the source of this 929-nucleotide messenger RNA. Its product is annotated as loganic acid O-methyltransferase-like. Gene Ontology annotation, biological process: methylation. Gene Ontology annotation, molecular function: S-adenosylmethionine-dependent methyltransferase activity. The transcript is spliced from 3 exons. NCBI's taxonomy places the organism in Eukaryota, Viridiplantae, Streptophyta, Magnoliopsida, Solanales, Solanaceae. Bases 45 to 899 code for a protein of 284 amino acids. The record is from RefSeq and is a predicted model, not a curated record.